Messenger RNA from Labrus mixtus (cuckoo wrasse), 2348 nucleotides. RefSeq lists its product as uncharacterized. NCBI's taxonomy places the organism in Eukaryota, Metazoa, Chordata, Actinopteri, Labriformes, Labridae. Gene Ontology annotation, molecular function: 2 iron, 2 sulfur cluster binding. Gene Ontology annotation, cellular component: mitochondrial outer membrane; intracellular membrane-bounded organelle. Bases 99 to 452 code for a protein of 117 amino acids. Gene Ontology annotation, biological process: regulation of autophagy. The transcript has 3 exons. The record is from RefSeq and is a predicted model, not a curated record.
AGCCAGAGCACUAGUACUGGGGCGGAUAGACUCACGAUAAGCCUCUGGUUGACCUUGCUUUCCCUAGCUGACAGACCCAUACACCGUUCACAAAAAACAUGACAACCUCUUUACCUGCGAUGCCUGCAUUACCCAGCUCGGGAUUCCGCUUUUCUAAAGACCAGUUGGUGGUUGCAGUGCCUGUUGCAGUGAUUGCAGCUUUGGGAGGUUUCCUGGCCAGCCAUUACUUGAGCGGGCGGAGCUGUAAAAAAGGCCAGGUGAACUCAUCAGUCAGUAAAGACAGUCCCAAAGUGGUCCACAGCUUCGACAUGGAGGACAUUGGCACCAAAGCUGUGUACUGCCGCUGCUGGAAGUCAAAGAAGUUCCCUUACUGUGAUGGAGCCCAUGCCAAACACAACGAGGAAACCGGGGACAACGUUGGACCACUCAUCAUCAAAAAGAGGGAUGCUUAAUCCAAUAGCUCAACCCCAUGCCCCCUAACCCCCCACCCAUGUACCGGCCAGAGUUUGUUCAAUCAUUAUCAUUACAGCAUCACAAUGACAGUUAGAGUGUGAUUCUUCAAAAUUAAACAAAUCCUUCACAGUAAUACUCAGUGUUUAAACUUCUGACACAUUCAGAUUGUAUUGAUUCCAAACGAAUCCAGUAUGAACGGUAAGACUUAACAAUCAAAGGUCAUCGAGAAGAGAUAAGGGGACAAUCAGAAAGCUCAGACAUAGAAGAACUUCAAUGGGAAAAACGACAUUUUGAGCGUCUAAAUGUGUAGAGGUUGAUCAAGAAAAACUCUCUGGGCCUUACGUCAUUGAAAUACUUCCCCAUGCAGGCGACCUUCUGGUCUCCGUUAGUUUUUGAGUAGGUUGUUGAACGCCAUAAACAGUAGCUCUUUGCCUCACCUUGCUCAGCAUAUCCUCUUCCAUUCAGCAAAGGCCUUAUUUUGAAACUUCAGCACUUAUCUUGCCAUGGUAGUUGGUCUUCCCAAUGUAACAGUGUCAUGGCUUAAGAUGACACGACUUGCCCACACUUUUCUAAAAACAAGGUAAUCAAAAGCUCGUAUGAAGAAAAAGUCGGCUGCAAACUGUGAAAAGAAAGCGUCUGCUCCGUGCAGCAGCAGCAGGGUCACAGCACAUUGGGAGUCACUGUCUACGGUCUCCUCAUCACUGCAUUCACAUCGAUUCAGGCAAACAGCAGAUCAACUCCAUCUUCUGUACCUGACGCAGGAGAGAAACAUUUAGUCCACCUGAGCGGCAUGAUGGCAGGGUUUAGCUCAUCGUUGUCAUCACAGGUUUUAAUUGUAGAUUUGGUUGUGGAGGAUGUAACGUUGUCUACAAUGAUUGUUGCCAGUAUUUAUUUGGCCCGUUCACUCACACACUGAACUCCUCAACAUGUGCAGCCAUUACCUGAAUGUAUGUCUGAAUCGGCCGAUAAGACAUCGAGCCCCUAAGAAUAAAGUAGUGUCUGGAUGAUGUGUAAUAGAGCAGAUACUGAACAAGUACAUUCAAAUCAUACCAGUGGGCGUGUUAGCGGUGUCUUUGGCAUCGCAGGUAGUAAAUUGUUUUAAACUGGUUCUGCUUGUUUGCAUAUUUCUUUGCACUCUUUCAUUGAUACUGCAGUUCAGUCUCAAUACUUAUCUUAGCGAAAUCAAUGGAAAACGGUCAAUGGUCACACAAGUUCCUGAAAGCUCUAUCCAGGUCCCUGACCUCCCCCCCUUUACCUUACCAAAAUGUAGAAGUUCCAGUUGUUGUCAAUUUGUUUGAAACAGACAAUCUCCUGCUGUCGUCGACUACAUCUCUGAUUCUCAGGACGCUGUCAGAGGUUCAUAUACACAUCCUGCUUUUUCUAGCUCGACACAUUUCUGAUGUCCUGCCCUCUUCCACUACGAUGAUAUCUUGAUUGCUUUCAACUAUGGCUUGAAUCCAUGUGAAUGCAGCGUAAACUCUACGUCAUGAAAUAUGAAGAUGAAUCUUUAAAACCAGUGUUGUCACAGGUUAAAUGAUCGGUGUAAAAAUGUUCUCACCGUGGCUUCCCUACCUCGAGCUCAGAGCGUAUACAUCAUUAUAAAACCCAUGUGAAUGUUACACGUUUUGAUUUUUGCACAAAGAGCUGCUUGGUCGGAUUAAAGAACAGUCAUAUUUGUCUUAAAUUGAAUACAAUAAUCUGUCCAAACAGUCAGCUGUUUGUAACCACUUACAGUUUGCCUUGUGGAAACUUGUAUUUAAUCUGUCAACUGAUCAAAGACUCUGCUGAUAAUGGAUAUAUUUUUGCUUGCUCAUUGGAUUUAUUUUCGAAUGGCUUUGGUGUGUCUGACAUGAUUAAUUUUUUCUGUAUAAUGUAAAUAAACGUAUUGUAGCGUU